GACGUAGACGUUUUUUGUUUAUUUUUAAUAAUUGUAAAUAAAUUCAAAUUUUUGUAAGUUUAAAUCUUUGUAUAGAGAGCUUUGAGGUCGACUUCAGAUGUAUUGACAGGUGAGUUUCGGUAAUUUUAUAAUCUUUUUGGAAAAAACACUUCUCAAACGCUCAAUGAGUCUACAAUUAACUGGACCAAUGAUAUCAUAUAUUUCCAUUAUUAGUUUUAAUUGAUAAAUCAAAAACAAUUUUACCAAAUUUUUUCUAAAUAAAAUAAAGGUCUCUAAAAGAACAGCAAUGAUUUAAAAUUGAUUACAAUUUUUAAUUUUAAAGAACUUCAAUUUCACAAAAACUCUGAAAUAUCGAAAUUAAACAAAAUCGAUUGUUUUCCUUUCUUAAGAACCUAGAGGUUGUAUGAGGCAUAUAAUAUUUAAACGGCAAAAAACUGCAUUGUUUUAAUACAUAAUCAAUUCCCCUGGUGGGUUUCUGGGGGCUCAAAUGUCUUAAAAUUUUCAUAAUAAGUUUAUUUUUUUUAAAAGGGGCGAAAAUGAAAUAUUGCAUUAAAGUGCCGUGUGCACUUCUGGCGUUAUCCGUGUCGUCUUAAUCAAUCCAGCGGCGAGAUAAAAAGCCGUGCGCGGCAUUAGCAAGCAUGACCAGCCUCGAUAAGCUGGUGUGCGUGAAAGACUUUGAGGACCGAGCCGCGAGUCUGUUGGAAAAUCAUGCCCUGGAAUACUUCAAAACGGUGGCAGGGCACGGAAAUUCAUUUCGCGCUGCCAAGGAUGCCUAUCUCAGGGUGAAACUGAAGCCGCGCGUGCUGCGCAACGUUUCAAAAUGCUCUGUUGCGGCGACCGUUUUAAACCGCACUUGCGGCCUGCCGAUCGGCAUUUCGCCGUGGGCCGUGCAGAAGGUGGCGCACCCUGAGGGCGAAGUAGGCAGCGCCAGGGCAGCCGAGGCGGUCGGCGCCGUGUUCGUGCUCAGCACCAUGAGCACGGUCGCCCUGGAGGAGGUGGCGGCCGCGGCGCCCCGCGGUCGCAACUGGCUCCAGACGUACAUCUACAAGGACAGAAAGCUCACCGAGAGGCUGGUCAAGCGAGCCGAAAAGGCCGGAUUUGAGGCAAUCGUCAUUACGGUGGACGCGCCAGUCAUCGGAAUUCGAUACGACGAUGCUAGAAGCCAAUUUACUCUGCCACCUCACUUGGAGCUAGCCAAUUUCAAGGAGACCAAUCAAAGCAGCAGCUCUAACAAUCAGACUUUGCUGGACAGAAGCGUCACUUGGAAAGACAUCAAAUGGCUAAAAACAAUUACAGCGUUGCCGAUAGUUUUGAAGGGCAUUCUGUGCGCUGAGGACGCAGAAUUGGCUUUACUGCACAGCAUUGACGGAAUAAUUGUCUCGAGUCACGGAGGAAGACAGUUGGACACCGUUCCUGCCCCCUUAGAAGUCCUGGCGGAAAUCGUUGAUAAGUUAAAAGGGUCCAGCUGCGAGGUGUACGUUGACGGCGGAAUUUCCACAGGGAGCGACGUGUUCAAGGCGCUUGCCAUCGGCGCGAAAAUGGCGCUUAUCGGUCGGCCUGCCGUUUGGGGAUUGACCUGCGGAGGUCAGCACGGCGUCCAAAAGGUGCUCGACAUUCUCAGAAACGAGCUGGAAACUACAAUGAUGCUCUCUGGUGUGUCGGACGUGUCGGAAAUUAACAGAAACUAUGUCAGAACUCCAUCUGAUUGGUUUGAGUAGUACUAUGUCUAGUUCAAUUAAAAAUAGAGAUUUAUUAAGUAUAAGAAUUAAAUUUUUCUUGAGCAUCGA
Messenger RNA from Cloeon dipterum, 1787 nucleotides. RefSeq names its product 2-Hydroxyacid oxidase 1-like. Gene Ontology annotation, molecular function: FMN binding; oxidoreductase activity. The transcript is spliced from 6 exons. The record is from RefSeq and is a predicted model, not a curated record. Bases 639 to 1718 code for a protein of 359 amino acids. Lineage: Eukaryota; Metazoa; Arthropoda; Insecta; Ephemeroptera; Baetidae.